CCUCACUUUUUUUUUUUAAUUAAAUUUUUUUUUUUUUACUUUUUCCUACACUGUUGCUCCAAACUCAACAGUCAAUGUUUGUUGGAGAGGAAACGUGCAAGUAUAGACAGACCAUUUCAGAGCAACAAUGAGCACAUCAAAACCCAGUGGACUCAAAGCACCCAGCAAAAUUGGCAGACCAGCCAAUGCUGGGGUCACAAAGACGUCUCCUUCUGUAGGUGACAAAUCCUCAGCUGAAGCCCAAGAUGCAGGAGAGCAGUUCAAGAUCGAGGAUCGUGUCUGGGUUAACGGCAACAAGCCAGGUGUCAUUCAGUUUUUAGGAGAGACCCAGUUUGCCCCGGGCCAGUGGGCUGGAAUUGUACUUGAUGAGCCAAUUGGGAAAAACGAUGGUUCAGUGUCAGGUGUGCGCUAUUUUCAGUGUGAACCGUUGAAGGGUAUUUUCACACGGCCGUCCAAGCUUUCACGCACAGAAGGUGAGGAGGACGGCACAACGACGGCUCCUCCGUCCCGUGCUGCAUCACCCACACCCUCCACUACAUCAGUGUCUGCUUCAACCAAGAAACCAGCUUCACCCACUAAAACUGCUACACCAGCCUCAGACCUGGUGCGGUCAAAGAGCGAGUCAGUGUCCAAUCUGUCAGAGACUGGCUCGGUCAAGAAAGGUGAUCGGGAGCUAAAGAUCAACGAUCGAGUGCUGGUUGCUGGCACAAAAGCUGGUGUAGUGCGUUUCUUAGGCGAAACCGAUUUUGCCAAGGGUGAGUGGUGUGGAGUUGAGCUGGAUGAGCCCUUGGGAAAGAACGAUGGUGCUGUGGCUGGAACCAGGUAUUUCCAGUGUCAGCCCAAGUACGGUCUGUUUGCACCAGUGCACAAGGUGACCCGUAUAGGUUUUCCCUCCACUACCCCAGCCAAGGCAAAGACCACUGUGCGGAAGACAGCGGCCACACCAUCAGGACUGAAACGCAGCCCCAGUGCCUCCUCCAUCAGCUCCAUGAGCUCUGUGGCCUCAUCUGCUAGUUGCAAGCCAAGCCGAACAGGACUGUUGACAGAGACGUCUACAAGGUAUGCGAGGAAGAUCUCUGGCACUACGGCACUUCAGGAAGCCCUGAAGGAGAAACAGCAACACAUUGAGCAACUCCUUGCCGAGCGUGACCUGGAGAGAGCUGAGGUUGCCAAGGCAACCAGCCAUGUGGGCGAAGUGGAGCAGGAGCUUACGUUACUGAGAGAAGGCCAGGAGCAGUAUGUAUUGGAGGUUGAUGCCAAAAUGGACCAGCUGCGAGCGCUUGUGGAGGCUGCGGACAGAGAGAAGGUGGAACUGCUCAACCAGCUGGAGGAGGAGAAAAGGAAGGUGGAGGACCUGCAGUUUCGGGUGGAGGAAGCUUGCAUUACCAAAGGAGAUUUGGAGACGCAGACGCAGCUGGAGCAUGCCCUUCUUAAGGAGCUUGAACAGAGUCUUCUCUUUGAAAAGACCAAAGCUGACAAACUUCAGAGGGAGUUAGAAGACUCUAGGGUGGCCACAGUCUCUGAGAAGUCCCAUAUAUUGGAGUUGGAGCGGGAUCUUGCAUUGAGGGACAAGGAGGUAGCUGCACUUCGUAAGUCACUGGAAGCUUUACCAGGGCAGGAUGGGGUUACUGACUCCACCACGGCAGUACUCCAGGAGGAACUCUGUUCCCUCCGUACACAGCUGGCCGUUCAAAGUGACAGUCACCAAGCAGAGCUGUCUUCCUUGCGUGAGAUGCUUGCGGCUCGAGAAAAAGAACACCGUGAAUCUCUGUCACAGCUCCAGUCAUCCUCAGGUCGCUUAUCGAAGGAUAACGAGCAGCUUUUAUGUCAGCUAGCGAAAUCCAAGGAGGAGAAUUCAAAUAUCAUUGAGGAGUGGCAUGCUAAACUAGCAUCAGUUGAGGCCUCACAUCAGCAAGCCUUGGAGGAGCUCAAAACCUCCCAUGAGGCAAGCAAAUCUGAGCUGCUGGAGGUACACAGUGCUCUGGAACAGUUGAAAUUAACACAUAAACUGGAGCUCGAAGAGCUUGCUAACAAACAUGCUUCUGAAACCAUGGAGUGGACGGGUGAAGCCAAAGAGCACAAGGCACAGCUCCUGAAAGUCACAGAAGAGAACGAACGGCUGGUAGAAACGCUACGCACCAAUUUGGAGAAGGCAGAGGAGCAGCACCUGGUGGAAAUGGAGGAUGUCUUGGGAAAACUUCACAGUGCUGAGCUCAGGGUAAAAGAGCUAGAGGACGCGGGAGUUAAGUUAGGUCAGCAGUUGGAUGAAAAGUCACAAGAAGCUCUGGAGCAAAAAACAGCCGUUCAGACUCUGCAGUCACAGCAAAGUCAAGGGAACCAAGAGAUGCAAAGUUUAUUGACCCAAAUAGACGAGGCAAAAAGCCAAUCCAGAUCUCAGGAAGAAAAGGUCACUGAGUUGAACUCAGUACUAGAGGGUAAACAGCAAGAGCUGAAUGGCCUGUUGCAGGAAAAGAGCUCUCUGGAGCAAGAAGUUAGUGAGCUGAAACAGAAUCUUGAAAAAACAUCUAAUGAUCAAGCCAAAUCUGCUCAGACUAAUCAAGAAUUACGUGAGGAGCUCAGGAAUAAAGAGGAACAAUGCACAUCUCGCUCUGCUGAAUUACAGGAUAUGAAGAGUCAGUUUGCUGGUUUACAGAGAAAUUUGAAAGCAAACGAAGAAAGGAUACUGCUGCUGACCAAAGACAAGACUAAACUUGAGAAUGACAUUAUGGACAUGACAAAGUCAUCAGGAGACAGUUCUACUGUAAUAACAAAGCUGAAUGAGGAUAUCAAGCAGAAAGAAAGGAGACUAGACGAGCUUCAGAACCAGUUUGAAGAGGAGAGGGAGAAGGCAGCUCAGGUUGAGGAGAAACAGUCUCGAGCACAAGUCCAGGCUGAGAAUGAAGCCAAAAGCCUUGAGAAGAGACACCAAGCAGAGCUUUCCAACCUGCAGGAGAGGAUCAAGCUUUUGGAGAAGGGUGCUGAAGACAAUCAGUCUAAAGCCAAAGACAUGCUUGCUUUGGGAGAGAAAGCACUUGCAGAUGCUGUGGAACGGCAUACAAAAGAAAUGCAGGAACUAAACGGCAAGUUUGAAAAAGUGCAACAGGAGCUCCAAGUGUCUCAGGAUGAAAGCCUGGAGCUGAGGAAACAGAUUGAGGAGUUGAAGACCAUUAAAGAAAAAGCUACGGUCUCAGAGAAAGCAGAACAGACUGCACAGGCUUCACUGGAGAGCCUCACCCAGGAGAACCAACAACUUCAGAAAGACAAGUCUGAGGCUGAGGCUCUGGUAACGCAGCUCAAAAACUCAAUGCAAGAAAUGCAGUGCAAGCUGGAUGCUUUGAAGCAGCAGAACUCGCAGUAUCAAGAGAAUCUGAGUUCUGACAGUCAGAAGAUCAGCAGCCUCAGUAAAGAGAUUGAGGAGUUGAAACAAGCAGACACUGAAAAAUCCCAGUCAGUUGAGGCUCUGAAAAAUGAGAAGGAAAAGCUAACACUGGAACUUGCCAGCAGCCACAAAGACAGUAACAUUCUGCUAAAUCUCAAAAAGGAGUGUGACAGUCUCAACGACCAAUUGAAGGAGAUGAAAAUUAGGGAAAGCACUUUCAAAAGUGAAUCAGAAAAGGAGAAAUCAGCACUUCAGCAGUCUCUUCAAACACAGAGUGCCUUGAUCUCAGAAAAGGACAAGGAAUUAGACUCUCUGAGAAAUGAGCUGGAUGCUUUGAAGCAGCAGAACUCGCAGUAUCAAGAGAAUCUAAAUUCUGACAGUCAGAAGAUCAGCAGCCUCAGUAAAGAGAUUGAGGAGCUGAAACAAGCUGCUGCUGAAAAAGCCCAGGCAGUGGAGGCUCUGAAAAAUGAGAAGGAAAAGUUAACCGUGAAACUUGCCAGUAGCCACAAAGACAGUAACAUUCUGCUAAAUCUCAAAAAGGAGUGCGACAACCUUAAUGAUCAAUUGAAGGAGAUGAAAAUGAGGGAAAGCACUUUAACAAGUGAAUCAGAAAAGGAGAAAGCAGCACUUCAGCAGUCUCUCCAAACACAGAGUGCCUUGAUCUCAGAAAAGGACAAAGAAUUAGACUCUCUGAGAAAUGAGUUCAAAAAGGAGUGUGACAGCCUCAAUAGUCAAUUGAAGAAGAUAAAAAUGAGGGAAAGCACUUUAACAAAAGAAACAGAAAAAGAGAAGGAAGCACUACAGCAAUCUCUCCAAACACAGAGUGCCUUGAUCUCAGAGAAGGACAAAGAAUUAGACUCUCUGAGAAACGAGAUAGCAGGUCUGCGUGAUACGACACAGGUGCUGCAGUCCAAUCUGAAAUCUCACAAGAGUGAGAAUACUUUGCUGCAGGAGCGAGUGAAGAAUCUGGAGACGAGUUUAGCUGACGCUCAGAUCACCAGCAAAGGAGAUGAUGCCUCAGAUGAUUCUGCUUUAAAAACGUGGAAGGAGGCCAAGGAGAAUGCUGAGCGGCAGGUUGAAUUCUUGAACUCAGUUAUUGUGGAACUUCAGCGGAAGAACGAAGACCUAAAAUCGAAACUAGAGAAGAUGGCUGAAGCAGCGCUCAAUGGAAAUGGUGCAACUGAAAUGGACAGUCAUAACAGUCACACCGAGCCAACGAUUAAAAAGAAACCCCCUCCCCGUCUCUUCUGUGACAUAUGUGACUGCUUUGACCUACACGACACAGAGGACUGUCCCACACAGGACCAGAUGCUAGAUUCCCCGCCACACACCACCUAUCAUGGCAGUCCCAAUGAUGAAAGACCUUACUGUGACAUCUGUGAGGUCUUCGGCCACUGGACGGAGUCCUGCAAUGACGAUCAAACUUUCUAGGGUCCUGCAACAUUUGUACUUGCAAUACUAUGCCUUGAAUCAAACAGUGCACAAAAGACUAUUGUAAGUUUGUGUGGUUUUUCACUCGUGUGUUUACCACCAUGUAAGCCUAAACCUUUCAGUCACAUAAAAGCAAGCAUCUGUAGUUUACUCGGUGGCAAUUUUAUCUUCCUUUAUUGCACUGAAUGACUGUUAGGAGGAAAGAGGGUUUUAAGUUCACUUUGAAAGAACCUUGUAGUGAAUGCUCAUUCUUUAUAUGGUGGUAGAGGUGAUUAACCAUGAAAUCUGGAAUUGACAGUUCUCUUAUAUGCUUAAAAGGUUGUAGAUCUUUAAACUUCAGUGCUGACCUCUAGUGGAAGGGAGGCUUGACUUCUCAACAGCCUUUCACAUAUCAACGAGUUUGGAUACUGUAAGAGAUGUAUUAAUAUAAAAAGUUAUUCUAGAAUUGUUAAAAUUUCAAAAUAUAUAUAUGCAAAAAAAUACAUAAGUAUGUUUCUAUCAUUUAUUAUCUUUAAGAAUGACUGUUAGAAAAAUUGCAACUUUUGCCCGAAAAGAAAUGGAGAAAAAAAGAACCACCAUCUUACUGUUUUUGUUACUUCAAAAUCAACAUAUGUUUCCCAGAUUGUUUGUGAAACAUUUAUUUGUACAAAUACCAAAAGGGGGGGACAUUUUUUUGAAAAAUAAACUUAAGAAAUAUCUUUUAAGUGCAAAACAUAUUCUUUGUUGUGUUGUAUGUUAAUGCCAAUGUGCUGCUCUAAAAAAAAAAUGUGUGUAUGGCCCUAAAGAGCAUCAUGAGCUGUCUGCAGAAAUUGUAGGGCUAUUUGGCUCUUGUCCGAGCCAGACAUAGUUUUUGACAAUGAAACUGCCUGACAAAUGAAGCAGUGAGUUACAAUAAACAUUGUUUUCAAAUAAG
Messenger RNA from Sinocyclocheilus rhinocerous, 5723 nucleotides. Its product is annotated as CAP-Gly domain-containing linker protein 1. The record is from RefSeq and is a predicted model, not a curated record. Lineage: Eukaryota; Metazoa; Chordata; Actinopteri; Cypriniformes; Cyprinidae. The coding region runs from base 128 to 4810 and encodes 1560 amino acids. Gene Ontology annotation, biological process: cytoplasmic microtubule organization; positive regulation of microtubule polymerization. The transcript has 30 exons. Gene Ontology annotation, molecular function: microtubule plus-end binding. Gene Ontology annotation, cellular component: nucleus; microtubule plus-end; cell cortex.